AAUAUUAAACGCCCUAAAGUGAGCUCGUUUGCUCUGACAGCUCGCUUAAGCUAGGUGGCUAACUGGCUAGCCGAAGUGUUGUUUACCACCAUGGACAGAGAGGCGUACCGUAACUGCUGCAGCCUGGUCAAGAUCCCCAGGCAGACGUACGAGCAAUUCUGGUCGUCACAUUUUGUAGAUUACAUAGACAAGGAGCUGAGCUAUUCCAGGUUUUUCAGGAAAUACUUGCUCCCCAAUCAUCCCUGCAUGUUUUCAAGAAGGUUUACAGAGGACUGGAAUUGUAGGAAACGGUGGGUGACUGAGGAGGGGAAGCCUAAUUUCCAGAAUCUGCUGCAGGACUUUGCUGAAACACCUGUUCCUGUAGCAAACUGCAAUGCAAAGGAGUACAAUUCAAACCCUAAACAAGUGAUGCCUUUUAAAGAAUUCAUACACUACUGGAGGGAAUUCAUUCAGAAUGGCCAUUCAUCGCCUAAAGGAUGCCUCUAUCUUAAAGACUGGCAUAUGUCAAGAGACUUUCCAGAACAUAAUGUUUACGCCACACCAGUCUUCUUUUCAUCUGAUUGGCUCAACGAAUACUGGGACACUCUUGAAGUAGAUGACUACCGGUUCAUCUACAUGGGACCUAAAGGCUCAUGGACGCCGUUCCAUGCUGAUGUGUUCCGCUCAUACAGUUGGUCAGCAAACGUCUGCGGGAGGAAAAAAUGGCUUCUCUAUCCCCCAGGCCAGGAGGAGUUUUUACGAGAUACUCAUGGCAACCUUCCUUAUGACGUAACGUCUUCUGAACUUCGAGACAGAGGCCUUUUUCCACACUCAGAGGAAGCUUGUCAACCGCUUGAGAUUAUUCAAGAGGCAGGAGAAAUUAUAUUUGUGCCCAGUGGCUGGCACCAUCAAGUUUAUAAUCUGGAGGACACAAUCUCCAUUAAUCACAACUGGUUGAAUGGCUGCAACAUUGACAUCAUGUGGCAAUUCCUUCAGAAUGAACUGUCCUCUGUUCAAAAAGAGAUAGACGAGUGGAGAAACACAAUGGAUUCAUGGCAUCAGCACUGUCAGGUCAUUAUGAAGGCUUGCUCUGGUAUUGACUAUGGGGAAUUUGCCUCUUUUCUGAAAAUCAUUGCAGACAACCGAAUGGCGUUCCUAAAUGCAUGUUCCUCUGGAGACUCCUCUGAUUACCCCCAGCAUCUCUCAGAGACCCUCACCACACUUGGACCUUACCAUGCUGCAUUUGAUCUACAGAGAGUGGCUAACAUAAUUGAAUGUCUCCUCUGUAAUGAAGACUUUAAGCGGCUUGACCAUUCAACGCUGACUUUGCAGCCCGAAUCGAUGUUACAACAAAUCCAAGACACCAUACAAUCCACCAGAGGGCAGCAUCUCCUUUAUCAAGAAUAAAUUCUUAAAGGCCAUGGCUUGCGGAGAGGAGUGCCAAAUUGUUAGAUGCAAAAAAGUUCUUGAUGAGGUGUCGCUUCUGGUUUGAGUUGACUUACAGUUUCAAAUAUUGCUUGUGAAUGUCUGAAAUUUGUUUUGCACUUAGGCUAAUAUGGCUGAAUAAAAAAAAUGAUUGAGUUUC
Messenger RNA from Betta splendens (Siamese fighting fish), 1564 nucleotides. It is a transcript of the gene jmjd4, whose product is annotated as jumonji domain containing 4. NCBI's taxonomy places the organism in Eukaryota, Metazoa, Chordata, Actinopteri, Anabantiformes, Osphronemidae. Gene Ontology annotation, cellular component: cytoplasm; nucleus. The record is from RefSeq and is a predicted model, not a curated record. Gene Ontology annotation, molecular function: sequence-specific DNA binding; histone H4R3 demethylase activity. The coding region runs from base 91 to 1386 and encodes 431 amino acids. Gene Ontology annotation, biological process: negative regulation of gene expression; positive regulation of translational termination; protein hydroxylation. The transcript has 6 exons.